UCGGUCUCCGUCUUUAGGGUUUGCGGAAGUGUGACUCAGACUCACUGACGAACUGAGAGCGGAAAUAAAAGAGAACUCAAACCGUCAUGUUGAGAUUAAAGAACCUCUCUGGUCACCUGUUUCCUCCCCCUGACCACAAGGGGGCGCUGUGCAGGUCAGACUGCGGCUCAGGGACCGGGGCCUCGUGCAGCAAGGACCCGGAGGAUGUGGUGGUUGUUCACGGCCUGAGGAGCGCCAUCUGCAGGGCGAAGAGGGGAUCGUUCAAGGACACCACUCCUGACGAGCUACUGAGCGCGGUCAUGAAAGCUGUUUUGACGGAUGUUGGCCUGUCAGCCGAUCAGCUGGGGGACAUCUGUGUAGGUAAUGUGUUGCAGCCGGGAGCCGGAGCUCUGAUGGUCAGAGUGGCUCAUUUUCUCAGUGGGUUUCCAGAGACAGUUCCCGUCUACACCGUGAACAGACAGUGCUCCUCUGGACUUCAGGCUCUUUUUAAUGUAGCAGGAGCCAUCAGAAGUGGAUCCAUCGACCUGGGCCUCGCCUGCGGUGUGGAGAGCAUGUCUCUGCGUACGAUGGGGAACCCUGGAGAUCUGAGCUCCAGGCUGAUGGACAACGACAAGGCCAGAGACUGCAUCAUGCCCAUGGGCCUCACGUCGGAGAACGUUGCAGAGAGAUUUGGAAUCUCCCGAGAGAAACAGGACGCCUUCGCUCUGAGCUCCCAACAGAAAGCGGCCCGGGCUCAGGACAUGAACCUGUUCCUCCACGAGAUCGUCCCCGUCUCCACCAGGCUGCUGGACGACGCAGGUGUAGAGCGGCAGGUCACGGUUCUGAAAGACGACGGCAUCAGACCUGGAACCAGUCUGGAAGGACUGAGCAGACUGCGGCCGGCCUUCAAACCCGACGGCAGCACCACGGCAGGUAACUCCAGCCAGGUGAGUGACGGAGCAGCGGCCGUGCUGAUUGGCCGCAGGUCGGCCGUGGAGGCUCGGGGUCUGCCGGUGCUCGGGGUCCUGAGGGCGAGCGCCGUGGUCGGGGUUCCUCCUGAUGUCAUGGGAAUCGGACCUGCGGCUGCCAUCCCUGCCGCUCUGCGACAAGCUGGACUGACGCUGGACGAUAUCGACGUGUUUGAGAUCAACGAGGCGUUUUCCAGUCAGGCCGUCUACUGUGUGGAGAAGUUGGGGAUCCCCCCUGAGAAGGUGAAUCCUAACGGCGGCGCCAUCGCCCUGGGUCACCCGCUGGGCUGCACCGGGGCCCGGCAGGUGGUGACGCUGCUCAACGAGCUGAGACGCAGAGGAAAGAGGGCGUACGGGGUCGUGUCCAUGUGCAUCGGGACCGGGAUGGGAGCGGCGGCGGUCUUCGAGUACCCGGGACCAUAGGAGCUGUGGUUCUCAUCCGUGUCAUUAACAACCAAUCAGGUGUGAGCAGUGAGCCGAGCUGCAGAUGAUCCAUCGACAGGAAACCAGUCGUCAGAAUCUGACGUUUGAGUCGAGAACAAACUGCUUCAGGAAGUUUUGCUGCUUUUGUGUCAGAAAUAAUAUUUUUCACUAUUUUCUGAAAUGUUACGAUUGAAACGUGAUUGUUUUUUCCCGGUGUUUCUUUUUAAGUUCUUUGAAGUUAAAAAACACUGAAGCUCAGUUUACACCAGACGAGCUGACCAAUCAGAGACUUUGUCAGGAGGGUGUAAAGAGACAGAGGCUGAAGAGAGGAGCUGCAGCGACAGACAUUAGAGAUGAAAACAUUUUAGUUUUAACAUUAAUUAAAAUGAUCAACAUGAACAGAAUGUUUCUUCUUUAAAUUGUACAACUUUAUUAACAGAUACAAUUACUGUUUUCUAACAGACUGUAAUAAAGAGUUUAUUCUG
Messenger RNA from Platichthys flesus (European flounder), 1855 nucleotides. It is a transcript of the gene acaa1, whose product is annotated as acetyl-CoA acyltransferase 1. The transcript is spliced from 12 exons. Gene Ontology annotation, molecular function: acetyl-CoA C-acyltransferase activity. Gene Ontology annotation, cellular component: peroxisome. The coding region runs from base 87 to 1370 and encodes 427 amino acids. NCBI's taxonomy places the organism in Eukaryota, Metazoa, Chordata, Actinopteri, Pleuronectiformes, Pleuronectidae. Gene Ontology annotation, biological process: phenylacetate catabolic process; fatty acid beta-oxidation. The record is from RefSeq and is a predicted model, not a curated record.